AAUUUUAUUGUACUUCAUUUUAGGCAGAUAUGUUUGAUUUGUUUGCUCACAUAUUCUUCAGCAAUAAUGGAUACUUUGCUCCAGAUAAUUUUUUUUAUUCGGAUGAUGAAUACAAUGACGAAUACGAUGGUUACGAUGACGACGACUAUGAUGAUGAUGAUGAUUUUCUUAUAUCUGACUCGGACGAGGAUUUUCCCAUUUAUCGAAGUCGACAACAUCAUGCAAAGUAUUCUGAUAUGAUGGCAAGAAGAGUCAGUAAAGCAACAGCUAAUUCUUUUAAACAAGAAGUUUUGAAAAAGAAAAAACAGGUCCGUCCAGAAAUAUCUGAAGAACAAGAAAAAAUGCCGAAGAAUUAAUACAGGAA
Messenger RNA from Xenia sp. Carnegie-2017, 364 nucleotides. RefSeq names its product nucleophosmin-like. NCBI's taxonomy places the organism in Eukaryota, Metazoa, Cnidaria, Anthozoa, Malacalcyonacea, Xeniidae. The transcript has 4 exons. Bases 30 to 356 code for a protein of 108 amino acids. The record is from RefSeq and is a predicted model, not a curated record.